Molecule: messenger RNA, 1451 nt
Organism: Cylas formicarius (sweet potato weevil)
Lineage: Eukaryota; Metazoa; Arthropoda; Insecta; Coleoptera; Brentidae
Exons: 3
Coding region: 399-1067 (222 amino acids)
Molecular function (GO): GTPase activity; GTP binding
Source: RefSeq, a predicted model, not a curated record
CUGUGGUGGGAAUGCGGGUCAAGGCUUUUGGUGUUUUGAUUUUUGAUAUUUUUGUAUUUAAAUAAGAAUACGCAUUGCUAAAAGGAUUCAGACAUUUUGGCACUUUUAUAUGCACUAGAAUACAUACAACAUAAAGCGAAAACGUAAUAUUCGAUAUGAUAUUUUAUUAAUGGGAAUAUUUACUUUGCAUGUCAAGAAAAAUAAGCACUAGAUUAAUUUCUAAACCAGGUUUGAGGUUAUCCAGAUAAGAUACCGUUAAGUACUGUGAAAAACUGAAAGACAUAAACAGGAAACCCGAGAAUUACACGUAUGAUUAAUUCUAUUCGGCAAUAAAUGAGUGAUAUCAGUAAAAUUCCCAUAGAGGAAAGAAAUGUUUAAAUUUUGUAUGUCCCCCAAAAAUGAAGACUGUAGCUGGAAAAGUUGUUGUUUUGGGGCACCAGGGAGUUGGUAAAACUUCGACAGUUAUGAGAUAUGUAGAAGAUACCUUUGCUGCACAUAUUGCUCCCACGGUAGGUGCUUCGUUUUUUACUUGUAGGCUAUGCAUUAAAGACGUUAUAGUUAAAAUGCAAGUGUGGGACACGGCAGGUCAAGAACGAUUUAAAGCUAUGGCACCAAUGUUCUACAGGAAUGCCAAUGCCGCCCUAUUGGUGUUUGACUUAACCUCAUAUAAGUCAUUUGAAGAUAUGAAAGGCUGGGUGCAAGAAUUAAAGCGAAAUGUUGAAGAAACUAUAAUUUUGUGCGUCGUAGGUAAUAAACUUGAUCUGCCCAAUUUGAGGGAGGUACCUAGAGAUGAAGCACUGCAAUAUUCGAAAAGUAUUGGUUCCUCAUACCAUGAGUGUUCAGCAAAAACUGACCAAGGUGUCAGGCUGGUGUUUGAGGAUAUAGCCCGAUGUCUUAUUAAACUUGUCGGACAAAACGCACGGACGUUGCAAGUGUAUGACGAUGGGGAAGGCUUGAUGGCCAAAUCAAGUCAGUUAGAGGCGACUGACACUGCAAGAGAGGAGACUGUUAAUCUUAGUAUUAGUAAUAUAGCUCAUGGAAAAUCCGUGAGGCAAAAAUGUUGUUGAGUUCUUUUUUUGUACACAUUGUUUUUACAUAAAAACAAACACUCUUACGCAACCUGUAAAGUUUAUAUUAAAGGGGGAUUAGAAAAUAGUAACUAUUUGUUUGAGCUCAUUUUUCUGCAUUUUAAAAACUGAUUUUUUAGCAUAGGUUAACAAAAAAAGGUUCAGACAGGUUGUGAUAAGUUUAAGGUGGAAACUAGCUUUCUUAUGUUGUUUUUCAAAUGACAAUAAUUUUUCAUAAAAUUUUUACUGUUUUUGAAAUUUCAUAUAUUUACCCACCGCCCGUUUUUGUUUAAGACAUUUUUGUUUAAGCAUUUUUUUUUCUAAUAUUAAAAAUGAGUUUUGACUGUUAGUGGUUUUUUGAAUUUUUUAUUCCGUUUUUGUAGU